GGUUCCCUUCCCAUCAUGGCCGCUGCCGCCGCUGGAGCUGUCGGGGGGCUGCUGCCCUGACGGGACGGGACGGCUCCCUUCGUGCCGGCCGGCCGGCGAGCAGCAGCAGGAGGCGGCGGGCGUGGAGGCAGGCCGGCAGGCAGGCCAGGGCCGGCGCUCGGAAGGGGCCGAGGAGGCCAUGCUGGCCGCCCCCACCGACUCCUCCUCAGGCCUGCUCUGACGGCUCUGCCCUCACUGGGGGGGGGGGGUCCUGCCCUUUGGCCCCCUCCUCUUGAAACGCCCCCCACCCCCGGAAGGGGCUGCGGGCUGUGCCCCUCCGGUGGAGCCCCUCGCCACUCCCCCCCGACACUCCCAGGACCAUUUCUGCCCCCCAGCCUCCCCCCGUGAUGAUGAUGAUGAUGAUGGUGAUGACUUUUCUGUGGGGUGUGUCCGUCUCUGCCCUGAAUUCCUGACUCUUCCCCCCCCUUCCCCCAGUUCAUUCCUACUCUUAGGGCUGUACAUUUAAUCUCUACCCCCCCUUCCUUACUCCUUCUCCUCUUCUUCCUUCUUCUCUUCCUUCUUUCUUCUCAACUUUAAAAAGGAAGCAGGUGGCUGUUUCUUAUCUUCCCCAGUCCUCCCUGAGAAGAUUUUAGGAUUUUGGUUUCCACCUGGGGCAAGAUUGUAGUUUCUGCUUCAGUAUUAUUUUAUAUUUGACCUGGAGGUGUGCAAGCUUCCCUCUCUCACCCUCCCUCCAUCUCACCGAUAGAUAUUGGGGUCUGGCUUCCCCACACACCCCCUUUCCCCAAGGGGUGCCUCCCCUUCUCCCUGCUUAGGGUGAGAGGCUGUCUUGUUCUUCUGCAAUCUGCUGUACUUGGGGCAAAUUUCCGUUCAUGGUUGGUCCUUAUUCUCUGGCAUUUUCCUUCCUUUAUGCCUUAUUUUUCUCUCCCCCCCCCCCCCACUGCAUUUUUCCUUUUGGACCCUAAGCCCAACUGCACAUAGCUCCCUCUAGUUCCCCCUCUUCUGCCUUUGUUGAUUCAACCAGGGCAGGCCCAGCAGCUGAGCCCUCAGGCCUUAGAGCAGACAUGUUGGUACUCUGGAUGGUGGGGUGUUGUUGGGUCCUUUGUGCCUUCCUUGGUUCAAAUGUUGGAGUCAUCUAAAGCACCAACCUUCAAGGAACCCGCCAAGAAAGCCUGUCCGGCACUAAUCUGGAAUGAAGCCAGCUCACUUGCCACAUCUGGAUCACUUCCGGCUGCUCUGCAGAAAUCUUCCUCCCGGAGAUCACAUCCAGACUAAGCAUCUCUUUCCAUCCAGGAGUUGUGUGUGUCCUGUGUCAGGUGACACAGGGCCUUUUAUGUGACCAGUAAGGAGUAGGUCAGGAGUGUGUCUAAGCCUCACACUUGUGCAACUGCUGCUUGUCAUUUGCUGAGCUACUUUGAUGACUCUUCAUGUUCCCUUCUUCAAAAUGACUCCCACAGGCUCACUUUCCCAUUUUGCUUUCCCUGGGAAGAUGCAUCAGUGGUGAGUGUGACUGGAUGCUUACUAUGGGAUAGAUUUGGGCGAGACUUGAGUUCCACCGAAACACUUGCGGACUGUCAAAUCCUGUAUGGAGCUGCAGGAAGUUUGAACUGUUCAUCUCUUAGUUUUUGUUUUGGAUAAAGACUCCAGCACACAUGUUUCUUGCAUUUGAAUAAUACUUGAAGCUAAACACUUAUCAGUUUGGCCUUUGAUGGGUAAAUGCUGUACAAAAUAAAAGAGAAUCUGGAACCCAGCUUACAGUGAGAUGACUUAUCCCUGCCCUGGGUAACCCUUGUGUAGCUUACUUCUGGGCUAGAAUUGGUUUUCUCUGUGGAAGGCAACAUACAAGAACUUAAAAGAACUUUUGGAGAGCUUUUGAGCUUCUGAGUGAAACUUUUAAUUCAUUAUUUGCCAAAUGACCAUUGUUGUUUCAGCACUGAAGAAGUGUUGUGCAUCGGAACUGUGCCUUGGAUGAUUGUGCUUUGCCAGACACAACGCUUCUCCUGGGAAAUUUCUUGCCAAUCUGGCAGAUCAUUGUCUUGUUCAGAGGAUACCUGCCUUUCAAUACUUUAUGGGUCAGCAGCCUGGAAAAGUUCUUGGCGACCAACGGAGGCCAAGUCUGCCUGCCCUGCACUUUAUCAAGGGAGCAGGGAAGAAGGAAGCAUCAAAGCAUGGGGGACCUCACUGUAAUGUGUUUCUGGAACAUGAAGCCCUUCAGAGGCCAGUAGUGUCCGAGUUUGAGCCCCAGAGUCUUAGUGAAGCUGCCCGCUGGAACUCCAAGGAAAACCUUCUUUCCAGUCCUGGUGAAAAUGACCCCAACCUUUUCGUUGCCCUCUACGAUUUUGUCGCCAGCGGAGACAACACUCUCAGCAUCACUAAAGGUGAAAAACUUCGUGUCCUGGGCUACAAUCAUAAUGGAGAAUGGUGUGAAGCCCAAACCAAGAAUGGUCAAGGCUGGGUCCCCAGCAACUACAUCACCCCUGUGAACAGCUUGGAGAAGCACUCUUGGUACCAUGGGCCAGUUUCACGAAACGCAGCCGAGUACCUCCUCAGCAGUGGGAUCAACGGCAGCUUUCUGGUGCGGGAGAGUGAGAGCAGUCCAGGGCAGAGAUCGAUCUCACUGCGAUAUGAAGGAAGAGUUUACCACUACCGAAUAAACACUGCAUCUGACGGGAAGCUGUAUGUCUCCUCUGAGAGCCGCUUCAACACCUUGGCUGAACUGGUUCACCACCACUCGACUGUCGCAGAUGGGUUGAUCACCACUCUUCACUAUCCAGCUCCCAAGCGGAACAAGCCCACCAUCUAUGGCGUAUCUCCAAACUAUGACAAGUGGGAGAUUGAGCGAACUGACAUUACUAUGAAGCACAAGCUGGGAGGGGGUCAGUAUGGAGAGGUCUAUGAAGGAGUCUGGAAGAAGUAUAGCCUCACCGUGGCUGUGAAGACCUUGAAGGAGGACACCAUGGAGGUGGAAGAAUUCUUGAAAGAGGCAGCCGUAAUGAAAGAGAUCAAGCAUCCGAACUUGGUGCAAUUACUAGGGGUCUGCACCCGGGAGCCGCCCUUUUACAUCAUUACCGAGUUCAUGACCUACGGGAACCUGCUGGAUUACCUGCGUGACUGCAACAGGCAGGAAGUCAACGCUGUGGUGCUCCUGUACAUGGCAACCCAGAUCUCCUCUGCCAUGGAGUACCUGGAGAAGAAGAAUUUCAUCCACAGGGAUCUUGCUGCCCGGAACUGUCUCGUAGGCGAGAACCAUCUGGUGAAGGUGGCUGACUUUGGGCUGAGCAGGCUGAUGACGGGAGACACGUACACAGCCCACGCUGGAGCCAAGUUUCCUAUCAAGUGGACCGCGCCGGAAAGCCUCGCCUACAACAAGUUCUCCAUUAAGUCUGAUGUCUGGGCUUUUGGUGUCUUACUGUGGGAAAUUGCAACAUACGGGAUGUCCCCUUACCCUGGGAUCGACCUCUCCCAGGUCUAUGAGCUGUUGGAGAAGGAUUAUCGUAUGGAACGCCCAGAAGGUUGUCCGGAGAAAGUCUAUGAGCUCAUGAGAGCAUGCUGGCAGUGGAGCCCCUCCGAUCGGCCUUCCUUUGCUGAAAUUCACCAGGCGUUCGAAACGAUGUUUCAAGAAUCCAGCAUCUCUGACGAGGUGGAAAAAGAGCUGGGAAAGCAAGGGAUGAGGAGCAUUGUGAACACUUUACUGCAAGCUCCGGAGUUGCCCACUAAAACCAGAACAUCCAGAAGAGCAGCUGAAUGCAAAGACGCCAGUGAAAGUUUGGAGACAGCGCCCCCCAGAGGCCCGGGGGAAUGUGAUUCUGCUGAGCAGGAGCCAGCUGUUUCUCCGCUGCUGCCACGGAAGGAAAGAGUUGUCACAGAGAGCAGCUUAAAUGAAGACGAUCGCUUGCUCCCCAAAGACAAAAAGACCAAUCUCUUCAGCGCUCUGAUCAAGAAGAAGAAAAAGAUGGCCCCCACCCCACCCAAGCGCAGCAGCUCCUUCCGGGAGGCAGAUGGCCAUCUGGACCGCAAGGGGGGAGGGUGUGAGGACGAGAAUAGAGAUGCCAGCAAUGGAGCUGUUCUCACGCACCCCGCAGAUGCCGAGGACCGUUCCAGGUUUCUGAGCCCUGGCAAUGAGGCUGGAGUCACCAAUGGGAGUGUGGCUGGAAACUCGGGGUUAUUGUCCCCCCAUCUCUGGAGAAAAACCAGCCACGCACCCAACGGCCGGCCAGGGGCCAGUGAAGACGAGGGUGGCUUGAACUCCAGCAAGCGCUUCCUGCGGUCGUGCUCAGCCUCUUGCGUUCCCCACGGGGCCAAGGACACGGAGUGGAAGUCUGUCACGCUGCCCCGGAACCUGCAGUCGCCAGGGCGCCACUUUGAUUCAUCCACCUUUGGCGGGCACAAGAGCGAGAAGCCCGCCCUGCCUCGGAAGCGAACCAACGAGACCAAGGCGGACCUGUCCGUCAGGGGGAUGGUGACCCCGCCUCCUCGGCUGCUCAAGAAAAACGAGGAGGUGCCUGAAGACGCGCCCAGAGAUGCCGAGUCCAGCCCCGGCUCCAGCCCGCCCACCCUGACGCCAAAACUGGGGCGGAGGCAGCCCCUCAUCCCGCCCCCUGCAAGCUUCUCUCACAAGGAGGAGGUGGGGAAGGCCAGCGCCCUGGGAGGUGGCUUGACCACAGAGCCGGGCCCUGGCAGCAAAGCUGGCGCAGGCGGGUUCAUUGGCAAGGCUUCUACCGACGAGCCACGAGGGAGGAAGACGAAGCAGGCUUCCGAAAAGGACAAGGGCAGAACAGCCAAGUUGAAGCCAGCUCCUCCUCUGCCUCUUUCCGCCAAUGCCGCUGUCGGCAAAACUGGCAAAGGCGGUCUUGGCGCUGGCCACGAAGGCCCCGAUGCCCCUGCUGGGACGAAGGGCAAGCCGCCAGCUCAGACUGUGGACGCUGUGGAUGUUGAAACCCCCAGGCCUAACCUGUUAGCAGAGGGGGCCAAAAAAACCGUGAUCUCUUCUGUGCCAAAGCCCCCCUCUGCCACAAAGCUCUUGUUGACCCCUGCAGCUCCCUCUGCUGUCUUCUCUAUCCCUGCCACCUCCUCCAUCCCAAGUAUGGACCAGCCGGCCUCCACUGCCUUCAUCCCUCUCAUUUCCACCCGUGUGUCCCUGCGGAAGACUCGGCAGCCCCCAGAAAAGAUCACCAGCGGCACCAUCACCAAGGGCAUGGUCCUGGAGAGUGCCGAGGCCCUGCGGACGGCCAUCAGCAAGAACUCUGAGCAGAUGGCCAGUCACAGCGCCGUCCUGGAGGCCACCAAGAACCUCUACACCUUCUGCACGAGCUACGUCGACUCCAUCCAGCAGAUGCGAAACAAGUUUGCCUUCCGCGAAGCCAUCAACAAGCUGGAGAACAACCUCCGGGAGCUUCAGAUCUGCCCCGCCACGGCCGGCGGAGGCCCUGCUGCCACCCAGGACUUCAGCAAGCUGCUCAGCUCCGUGAAAGAGAUCAGCGACAUUGUCCAGAGGUAGCAGAAGCCAGGAGGUCAUUUGUUUGUUUGUUUGUUUGUUUGUUUGUUCGUUUAUUCCAGGGCCAGAACUGACUGCGGUUGGCUCUGGAGAGGAUUUAUAAGCAGCAGUGGCGGAGGGCAGGGAGCACCCCUGAGGGCUGGCCAUUCCAGUGGCUACAGAGGAGAAUUCAAAAGGACCACACGUGUGCAAUGGACUGUGCCACUCCUGUUUGUUUCCAUUGGCUUUGGCAGGAGAGCCUCCCUGCUGGACUCCCCCUGCCGCCUCUGUAUUGUUGUUGUUCGAGAUGGCUGCCUUACUUUGCCCCCACCCCCAACCAUCAGGGCCUUGUGGCUUGCCUGGCUGAGGGUCACAUGCCUGGGACUAACUGGGGGACUCUCUCCCUGCCCCCUGCUGCCUUGUGAAUCUUCAGAGUCCUCUCAAUGUGGAGAACUUAAUUCAUGGAAGUUCCCCCUUUUUUGUAUUCUUAUUAAUAUUGUAUUAUUCUUUUAACUGAGUUGCCUGAUGGAUGUGAUUGCUCUGGAGGGACGGCUUCCCUUCCCCCGCUGGAGGGUGCAGCUUCACAGCCAAAUCCAUCCAGCCCUUCGCCCCACUUCUGUCUUUUCUGGCCCAGCCCUCAAAGGCCGUAACUGGGGGUGACCUUGGUUGUUCGUGCAGCUUUGCAGUCAUUCUUUCCCUCUGCCCUGAGCUCUGUCUCGAUGGCCAAAAGCAUCCCCGUCCCCUUUCGGUUCUUGUCUCUGGAAAGAGAAGCAGCCCGGCCAUCAGGUGCAGCAACACGUCCUAAGUGAUGUUCUGGAGCGAGUGUCAUCAGGGAAAUGUUAGGGUACUGCUAGAAAUAAAACUACAAAGAGGUUCCAGUGACCCCUAAAUCUGCACUCACGGGGGGAGCUGCUCGUCGCGUCUCUGCUCACCCCAGUGCUCUGGCCUCACUGUCUCCCAGUCAGCCCACACUGCAGGCAUAGUUUUGCCAUGGAUGAAAUUGGAUCACUAUUCUUAGGUGAAACUGCCUGUUGCCUCUCUGCACCUGUUGUCAGAGAACUUUUCUUCUGACCAUCCUCCUUCAAGCUUAGGACAGCAUACGUGGUUCUCCUGUCCUCUGUUUUCCCAUCAACCCUGUGAGGGUAAGUUAGACUGAGAGGGCAUGGCUGACCCAAGAUGGCCGAGUGAGCUUCAUGGCUUGGCUGGGGUCUCCACUAUUCCCCACAGACAGGAGAGGGCAUGGAUUCCUAUUUUGGGCUCACCUUCUUCCAGUAGGGAGGAAUGUUCAGAACAGCAACUCAUGCAGAGGCACAAGUGGUAGGCUCUUUUGAGGAACAGUGCGUCUCAGGAACAGUGAGUCUGUUAUCCUCACAUGCUCUUGCAAAGAGACCUGGCAGGAGAAUAAAAAUGAAGGUGUGUCCAUUUUUGUGCUGUUGAGUGCCUUGGAUACCUGACGUUUAGGGAAUGCAGGGCAGGAGUGGCCAGUGGGCGGCCCCUCAGGAGCGUCUCUUGGAGUGAGAUGAACUUAAGGGAAGAUCACAAGCGGUCAGAAAGGCAGGGCAGAGGGGAUGGAGGGGGGCAGGGACCUCUCGGCCGUUGAGUUUACAUGGCUGUGAUGGGCAGGAGCUCUGGGUAUCACCAAAGCAGUUGUCCUUGAUGCGGUUCUGGCUGUUUAGGAGAGCCAGACCAUAAAUCACAUUCCCUUCAUCCCUGAGCUGCCCUCGAUGGGGGAAUUGUGUGACAGAACAAGCUUUAAUUCAGCUGGAAGCCUAUUUCUCUCUCUCUUCCCCCCCCCCCCAAAAAAAAACCCACCUGGUCUUCAAAAUGUUGCCUGCCACAUUUGCCAGGUAGCACCAUACAGGGGCAGGCCUUGGGCUGUGUGGUAGAGCAUCUGCAUUCCAUGCCAGAGUCUCGGGUUCAACCCCUGAUGUGUAUCUUCUUUUGGAAGGGGUCCAAUGCUAGUCUGCUACUAGACUUCAACUGGAGAGCUGCUGCCAGUCAGCAUAGCUGGCCAGUGGUCUGACUCAGUUGACGGCAGGUCCAGAUAUGUGUUCAUAUUCCCCCUCCCUGUUAUAAAGCGGUACAGGCCAGGAACGGGCACAAACCUCCCCCCCCCCAGCCCCCUUUGGCUUGAGCUGCUGGUCCAGGGGGCCUCUUGGUCAACAAAUGCCUGGCUGGUGAACUGCAGAUCAGCCACUCCCUUCCGCACUUGGUUGCCUCGCCGCUGGCCACCGCUGCCACUGCUCCCACUGGUCUCCCAGUGCCGGUUUCCACAUUCCUCAUGUUUUUGCUCCUGAGCCAAUUCACGACCCACCUUCCUCAGUCACUGAGUGACACCGUUUCAGGCUUCUAAUUGCAGUUUAGCUCCUUCAGAUGGAAGGCAGGCGAGAGCGAGCGAGCAGAGUGACCCUCCCUCCCCCGUCUUCCUGGAUAUCUUCGGCACAAACCACUUUUAAUUGAUACCCCCCCCUUUCUCCAAAUAGUUCCAUCUCUCUGCCUCUUUUCUUCCUGCACUUCUUUGCCAAACAGCUUCUGUUUUUUUCUGUACAUGAGAAACAAAAAAACUCUGAAAACACAACCACAGGCUGCCUUUGAGAACUCACGCAUGGCGAAAAGAAGGGGGGGGGGGGAAAUCCAAAAGAUUUCCCUUCCCUCUUGAACUGCACUGUUUUUCAAAGGGUACUGAUCUCGUUUGGAUGAUAAUCUAUUCCUGCCACUGUAGUAUGCAUUUGUAUCUCAGUAUUACACCUUUGUGUAGGUCUUUUCUUCUUUCUCUUUUGCCGUUUGUAAAUAGCUGCCAUGUCCCUAAUACCUGCAGGGCCUGUUUUCUCUUUUCUCACCGUAGCUUCUGAUUGCCCAAUACAGACACACACACAAGCACACACACACCCCUUUCAUUUCUGUGCGUGGCUUUUUCUCUUUCUGACUUUGUGUUUGUUUUUUAAAUAAUUCCAGAGUUUCUUCCUUAGUAUUUUUUAAAAUAAA
Messenger RNA from Sphaerodactylus townsendi, 8455 nucleotides. It is a transcript of the gene ABL1, whose product is annotated as ABL proto-oncogene 1, non-receptor tyrosine kinase. The transcript has 11 exons. Bases 2066 to 5494 code for a protein of 1142 amino acids. The record is from RefSeq and is a predicted model, not a curated record. Gene Ontology annotation, molecular function: ATP binding; non-membrane spanning protein tyrosine kinase activity; protein binding. Gene Ontology annotation, biological process: regulation of apoptotic process; protein phosphorylation. Lineage: Eukaryota; Metazoa; Chordata; Lepidosauria; Squamata; Sphaerodactylidae.